GACGCCGCGGGGCGGUCGCGUCGAGGCCCUGGGGCGGUCGCGCCGACGCCAUGGAGCGGCCGCGCCGACGCCGCGGGGCGGCUGCGUCGACGCGGCGGCGGCGUCGAGCGUUCGACGGCCGCGCAGGCGUCUUCGCCAACACGAGCGCGCCGGGCGCCGAGGGCGCGUACCGGUUCGGCAAGCCCGAGGGCGACUACCGCGGGCUCCGGUCCUACGCGCGCGAGCUCAUGCGGCGCCUCUACGACGAGUGCAACGAGACUGACGCGGCGCCGGGGCUGUGGAAUGUACGGCGGUGCGGCGACGCCGGCGUUCGGGAGAUCGUCGUCGCGGGCACCUGCACGAACCCGACCCACCGCGGCGCGUCGGGCCCCUGCUGCCGCGCGAACAGCGCCAUGCGCCUCUUCGUCGACCGCGCGACGACGACGUUCGCGAAGGUGAAGUGGUUCUUCUUUUCGGACGACGACGUCUACUUCCGGUCCCGCGCGCUGCUCGGCCUCCUGGCCAGACGCGACCCGGCGGACCCGGCCGCGGCCCUCGCGGCGGCGCCGACCGGCCGGGGCAUCGUGAAUUACUGCCGCGGCCCCGCCGAACACUACUUAGCAGGAAAGCCCUGGCACGUCGUCUCGGGCCUCUCCCGGGCCGCGCUCGUCGAACGAGUCGCGGCUGGCGUGCGGCGGAACGCCGCCGGCGCGCAGUGCGACGCGUUGAAGAUGGUGGGCCACGACGUCGGACUGGGCUUCUUCGCGUGGAUGUACGCGCUCGACGUAGCGAUGCUGGCGCCCCUCCCCGUGACGCGGCGGGACAAGGCGCGGCCCGGGCCGCCGAUGUUCAACUACGCGGCGAUCUUCAACCCAGAGCGGAACUUCUCGGCGGACCAGAUCGCCGCGGAGACGAAGAGUACUGGCGACUUCACUGCGGUCCGGCGGGAGAUCGCGCGCUUCCACUUCUUCCACUGCGCUCGAAUUUUAUGCCGCGGCGCCUACGACAUGUUUCGGUACCUGCGUUCCCUCGGCGACGACGAGGCCGGCGACGACUUCGUAUUCCCGGACCCGCCCGUCUACCACCACCGGGGCUUCGCGUGCACGGCCUACGCGCGGCGCCACGACGUCUCGGCCGCGUCGGCGGAGCCGUGGGUGCCCUUCAACGCGACGGACUGCGAGGCGCCGCUGGUGGGCGACUGCGACCCGCCGCCGCCCCACCAUCACGCGCAUUAACGGCACGGGGCACACAGGCCCUAGUGAGUUUGCGCCGCUAGCAUUAAGCUGUUUUGCGCCGCUCGUCAGAACGCUGUUCUUCGCCGCUCGCCCCUUUAACCCGCGUAAAAAUCUUUCUCUCGCUC
This is a messenger RNA of Pelagomonas calceolata, 1339 nucleotides long. NCBI's taxonomy places the organism in Eukaryota, Pelagophyceae, Pelagomonadales, Pelagomonadaceae. The record is from the annotation of a GenBank genome assembly.